Euleptes europaea (tarantolino) is the source of this 1349-nucleotide messenger RNA. RefSeq names its product family with sequence similarity 172 member A (gene ARB2A). The transcript is spliced from 10 exons. Gene Ontology annotation, molecular function: siRNA binding. NCBI's taxonomy places the organism in Eukaryota, Metazoa, Chordata, Lepidosauria, Squamata, Sphaerodactylidae. Gene Ontology annotation, biological process: regulatory ncRNA-mediated heterochromatin formation. Gene Ontology annotation, cellular component: nucleus. Bases 174 to 1349 code for a protein of 391 amino acids. The record is from RefSeq and is a predicted model, not a curated record.
CAUCUACUCAAGAUUGAUGUAUGUUUCCUCCAUUGCUUUAAUUUGGUUGCGAAUUUGGAUAAACAUGGCACAGCUCCAGCAAGGAGGCUCUGAUGAAAAAGAGAAGACUACAGCAUUAAAGGGUACAAAUUAAUUUGGAACUUCUCCGUAGGCACUUCGUACACUGUGUUCUGAUGAACUGUAAUUUUGUGGUUAGUAAAGCAGAUUUGUUAUCUAGAAUAGACUUGGAUGAACUGAUGAAAAAGGAUGAGCCACCUCUUGAGUUUCCUGAUACUCUUGAAGGAUUUGAAUAUGCUUUUAAUGAAAAGGGACAGUUAAGACAUAUAAAAACUGGGGAGCCAUUUGUUUUUAACUACCGUGAAGAUUUGCAUAGAUGGAACCAAAAACGCUACGAAGCACUUGGAGAGAUCAUCACUAAGUAUGUAUAUGAACUUCUGGAAGAAGAAUGCCAUUUGAAGAAAGUAUAUGUACCUGUAGAUACAACUGAGAGUGAACCCAGGAGUUUUAUCUUUAUGAGUGAAGAUGCAAUGACAAAUCCUGAGAAACUGAUGGUUUUAAUUCAUGGUAGUGGUGUUGUCAGAGCUGGACAGUGGGCAAGGAGGCUUAUUAUAAAUGAAGAUUUGGACAGUGGUACGCAGAUUCCAUAUAUUAAAAGAGCUAUUGAGGAAGGCUAUGGAGUUAUAGUACUGAAUCCGAAUGAGAACUAUAUUGAAGUUGAAAAGACAAAAGCUCAAGUACAGCUGUCUUCUGAUAGCUCAGAUGAACCUGCAGAAAAGAGAGAAAGAAAAGAUAAAAUCCAAAAAGACACAAAGAAGCGGCGUGACUUUUACGAAAAAUACCGAAAUCCACAAAAAGAAAAGGAAACUGUGCAGUUGUAUAUUAGAGAAAAUGGCUCUCCUGAAGAACAUGCAAUUUACGUAUGGGACCACUUUAUCUCUCAGUCUGCAGCUGAAAAUGUAUUUUUUGUUGCUCACAGUUAUGGUGGCCUUGCAUUUGUGGAAUUGAUGAUUCAACGAGAAGCAGAAGUAAAAAACAAAGUUACAGCUGUGGCGUUAACAGAUUCCGUUCACAACGUGUGGCAUCAGGAAGCUGGCAAAACUAUUCGGGAGUGGAUGCGCGAGAACUGUUGUAACUGGGUAUCGAGUUCAGAACCACUGGAUACAUCAGUUGAAUCCAUGUUACCAGACUGCCCACGUGUCUCUGCAGGUACGGAGAGGCACGAGCUGACCUCGUGGAAGAGCUUCCCGUCGGCCUUCCGGUUCUUCGGCGAGGCGCUGGAGGCGAAGCACAGCUCGGGCAGAGGGGCUCCGACGCGGCGCUCGCAGAGGAUCCGCUACGAGGAGCUGUAG